UUCCAGGCACCUUUCCCAAACCCUCUACCACAGUCCUUCUCUGCACUACUUCUUCCACCUCAGAUACUGAGCCUUUACUCCCCCUCUCUCCGCCCAUGAGAGAACACAUCGUCUUUUCAUGGCAUCGUGUGCGUCUGUUGUAGGAUGAAGAAUCUCUGACAGACGGAAGACCUCAGACUCCCUCUCGGCGAAGAGAAGCUGCAUCAGCAAAAGGAGGAACUUUUGACCUAUUUAAAAAUGGCUCCUCGCUCUGGGUAUGAUGUGGAAUCCGAGAGCACACCCUUGCUCGGACGCCCGGCGAAAGCAGGAUGGGAAAGGAAGCCCAUAUACACGAUGGUUGUGCUUGGUUGCCUCGGGACUGUGGUGGAGUAUUGCCAGCGGGUGAGCCUCUCCGUCGCCAUCGUCGCCAUGGCGAGAGCCAGUGGCAACACGAGUCAGGCUCUCCGAGACCCUUCCUCUGCCUAUUACAAGGAGGGGGGAGAGCCAGGCGGGUGGGACGCGGCGACCCAAGGCAUGGUGCUGGGCAGCUUCUUCUUGGGGUACGCGGCCUCCAGCCUGGCGGGGGGUCGCGGGUCGGAGCACCUGGGGGGAGGGAGGUUGUUCGGGUGGGGCAUCGUUGUGUCGUCGCUCUUGGCCCUCGUGUCGCCCCCCUGCGCCAGGACGAGUGCCAAGCUCUUCGCCGUCAUCAGGAUGUUGCAAGGAGCUGCCCAGGGCGUGACUUUCCCUGCCAUUAACGUGAUGAUGGCCGCCUGGAUCCUGCCCGCUGAGAGAGCCAAGUUCACCACCAUCGUGAGCUCAGGUUCGCAACUGGGCACUGUCGUGGGCACGAUAGCCAGUGGGUGGCUGUGCUCCUCCAGCGUGUUGGGCGGCUGGCCCCUCGUCUUCUACGUGUUCGGGGCGUCCGGGCUGGUGUGGGCGCUGGCGUGGUGGUGCCUCGUGUCCGAAAGGCCGGAGGACCACCCAGGCCUGUCGGAGGCUGAGCUGAAGAAGUUGAAGCUCCACCAGGAGUGUGUCAAGGGAACGGAGACAGUAGACAUUCCUUGGCUGGCCCUCGCCAAGUCCCUUCCUUUCUGGGCUCUGACUGCAGCCACCGUGGGGAAUGACUUCGGCCUCUACACCUUGCUGAUGCAGCUGCCCACGUACCUGCGAGACGUCCUGGGCUUCAACUUGGAACAGAACGGAGUGGUUUCCACCUUGCCUUCCCUGCUGAUGUGGGCGUCCAGCCUCGGGUGGGCGGCGCUGGUGGACGCCCUCACGGCCACGGAGAAGUCUUCCAUCGUCACUGUCAGGAGGCUGUCCAUGGUCGCUGCAUUAUUGGGCCCCAUGUUCGGCCUCAUAGCCUUGUGCUUCGUGCAGUAUGAUGCUGUUCUGACAAUCGCAGUGCUGCUGGGCUCCGCCAUCUUGGCCGGCGCGGCGAACAGCGGGUUCCUGUGCUCCCACCAGGACUUGGCACCGAACUUGGCGGGGACUUUGCUGGGCAUCACCAAGUCCGUGGGCGCUGUGGCAGGAGUGAUCAAUCCCGCGAUCAGCAGUUUGCUUCUGCACAGAGAGGAUAUCAUGACAGCAUGGCGGGAUGUGUUCAUAAUCAGCGCUGCCAUGUACUUCAUCAGCUGCAUCUGCUAUCUGGCCUUGAUAUCGGCCGACGUCCAGCCUUGGAACUACCCGCACUUUCUACGAGGGACUUUGAUGGAAGAAAAGGCAGUGGAUUUUGUGACUUUUUCUGUCUCGGUGUGCACGUCUGUUUCAGUCUCUCUCAUUCCCUUGAACUCUCCUUCUUCUGCUCCUUCCCCCGCCUCUCUCUCUCUUCCCCUUCCUCUCCCUGUCCCCUUUCUUCUAUCUAUUUCCAUUUCUGUUUCGAUUUGCGUUACAUAUGGCCAAAUCACCCUCUCCGUUUCCCUUAAUUUCUCCAUCUAUCUCAUCUUAUCUAUGUCGAUUUCUCUCUCUUUCUGUGCCAUUUCCAUAUCAGCCAACUUGUCCAUCGCCUUGCUAUACACUCUGUCAGUUUCACUUUCGCUCUCGCGGCCAUACACGGUGUUCGCAAGAAGAAAGACGUCCAAUGAAGUCCUAACGAUGUCGCAGAUGAACGUCCCACGGUGAUGCACACUCAACGAAGAAAGAUUUUAACGUGUAAGAUAUCCUGAGGAUGCCAUGAAAUUCUGCUACUGCCGGAUAAGCCUUCCAUAAGUUCCAACGUGUGAGAGAUCCUGAUAUGAAGUCCCGAAGUUCUGCUACCUCAUGAGCCUUCUAUAAGUGUAGGCUUCGUAGAGUUCAAGUCGUUGUUUAUGGAACCUGUAAGGGUUUUCCAUUCAGCUGACAGCAACCAAAAUCCCCUGACAGGUGUAAACAAAUUCCGAAUACGCUAUACACAACGAAGAAUGAAAAGAAAUGGAAGUUAGUGAGAUGAACUAGUCAAUAAUGUGCAUAAAUAGUCAAUGAAAUAAAAAUGGCAGGGGCAAUACCUACUUAAUGGUGAUACGAAUUCGUCAAUGUGUAGGAAAGACAAGAAUACCUCCAAGGCCUUUGAUAUAUGUCCAAUCAUCCCAGUGAACUCAAGAAGGAUUAAUCGAGAAUGGACCAUACCAACAUUGCUCUACAAAAUGUCGACUAUGAAUUGAGAGUACAGAUAUAUUACGGUCAGUUCACUCCAAGUCGCUUAUUGAGAUCAUUUUCUUGUCUUUUGCUUGAGGGGGAAAAAAAGAAGAAAAGGAAUGGUGUGAGAAGAUGGACAUGCGUCUAUUUGACUCGAAAAAUAUGAAAUAUGCAUUUCGAUGUUUUGUAGGUAUUUUCUUGCUUCUGUCGAUACAUAUAUUUCUUUUUCAUUGUUAAUGUUGUUGAUAUUACAUGAUUUUUUAGUGA
Molecule: messenger RNA, 2856 nt
Organism: Penaeus vannamei (Pacific white shrimp)
Lineage: Eukaryota; Metazoa; Arthropoda; Malacostraca; Decapoda; Penaeidae
Product: sialin
Biological process (GO): transmembrane transport; monoatomic anion transport
Cellular component (GO): membrane
Molecular function (GO): transmembrane transporter activity
Source: RefSeq, a predicted model, not a curated record